AAAGCAUCAGCCUCUCCAAUCAGACGCGAGCCACCCACCGCGCGACCUCAGGGUGCCUGUGCCUGCUCCCGCUGUUCCUUCCUCAUGGCCACCGCCUGCCACCUCGCCGCGCCGCUCGGCCUCGCCCCGUUGCCCCGCGGCUGCGCCUCUGCUGGCGUCGUGGCCGUCGUCCGGUGCGCUCGGUCGUCAGGCUCCAAGAUCCCGAGAGGCGUUGCUGUCAGGGCGACGUCCGGCGGCGAGGGCGCCACGGAGGAGGUGCCGGAGAUUGUGAAGGCUGCGCAGGACGCGUGGGACAAAGUUGAGGACAAGUACGCCGUGGCCACCAUCGGUGUCGCUGCCAUCGUCGCGCUCUGGACGGUAGUAGGUGCCAUCAAGGCCAUCGACAAGCUUCCUCUUCUGCCUGGUGUCCUUGAGAUUGUUGGAAUUGGGUAUACAGGGUGGUUCACAUACCGUAACCUCGUCUUCCAGCCAGACAGGGAGGCUCUGAUCGGCAAAAUCAAGAGCACUUACAAAGAAAUCACCGGGAGCAGCAACUGAUCGAACAUCAUUUACAAGAUGGGUUCUUAAGCAUAUGGUAGAAUUGCAUCCGUAAGCACUGAAGCUGCCAUGCAAGUGAAAGUGCUUCUGGUCCCGACCUCAGUCAGAGAAAAAAAACUCUGCAGUUGAGCAAGCCGUUUUACUUUGUUUCAGUGUAAUAUUUAUGACGUAUUCCCAGUUCUUUUUCCGGACUACUGUUUACUACGAAAAUCCCGAUCUGUGUAAAAAUGUGCUGCAACAAAUUCAAAAGAAAACACAAAUAGUACAACCUCAUGAUGUUCGUA
Zea mays is the source of this 821-nucleotide messenger RNA. RefSeq lists its product as uncharacterized. Gene Ontology annotation, cellular component: chloroplast thylakoid membrane; thylakoid. Lineage: Eukaryota; Viridiplantae; Streptophyta; Magnoliopsida; Poales; Poaceae. The record is from RefSeq and is marked validated.